AUGUCUUGUAUUAAAAGGAAAUUAAUAACUACGGGAAAUUUUGACGCUUACGGAGACGUUUUCCAGAACUGGUUAGCACUCGGGAUAAUUGAAAAAGUACCGGAUGAGAAUAAAUAUAAGGGUGUACAUUAUUUACCUCAUAGAGCAGUUGUUAAAGAAAAUAGUAGCACGAGUAUAAGACCGGUGUUUAAUGCAAGUUCUCAUUCGCCUGGUUACCCAUCAUUGAACGAUUGUUUAUCUACUGGACCAAAUUUAAUAGAAAUUAUACCUUCGAUUCUUAAUCGGUUUCGCAAGAAUUACGUUGGUGUCACUUCAGAUAUAGAAAAAGCGUUCUUGCAAAUAUCUAUAAGGGAAAAAGAUCGAGACUUUUUGAGAUUUAUGUGGUUCAGUAGGGAUAAUCAAGAACAAGUUGAACUGUAUCGGACAUGGAAGGGUAGUUUUUGGUAUUACGUGUAG
Molecule: messenger RNA, 456 nt
Organism: Stegodyphus dumicola
Lineage: Eukaryota; Metazoa; Arthropoda; Arachnida; Araneae; Eresidae
Source: RefSeq, a predicted model, not a curated record